GGCCGAUGGAGGGGCCGAUGGAGGGGCCGAUGGAGGGGCCGAUGGAGGGGCCGAUGGAGGCGCCGAUGGAGGCGCCGAUGGAGGGGCCGAUGGAGGCGCCGAUGGAGGCGCCGAUGGAGGCGCCGAUGGAGGCGCCGAUGGAGGCGCCGAUGGAGGCGCCGAUGGAGGCGCCGAUGGAGGCGCCGAUGGAGGCGCCGAUGGAGGCGCCGAUGGAGGCGCCGAUGGAGGCCGAUCUGUUUGCAGAGAGCCCAUCAUCACAGUCUGAUGAAGACUGGGAGCCAAGCACAGCAGGGGUCUACGGGCAAGAGGACAGUACCUCUGGAGAAGAGGAGACCAUUUCCCUAACUCCAGCCAAAAGUCCGAAGCGGUGGAGUGGCAGAGGAAGGGGAAGGGGAAGGGGAAGGGGAAGGGGGAGGGGAGAAAUAAUAAGAACAAGCCCAAGCCCCAGUGACCAAGCCAGCACAUUAGCUGAGAGAUGGAAUGAUGUGGACGUUCCUGACAUAGAGCCACCACGGAUAAUCUUUUGUCCUAACCGCACCCCAGGACCCCAGCUCAUCAUGACAGAAAAUUACACACCUGUCCAACUUUUCCAGCUCUUUUUCAGCAACGAUGUUUUGCUUCCCAUUGUGAAAAACACAAAUGAACAUGGCUCUGCGCAUUACUCCACGCCCUCACAUCCAUGGACAAACAUUGACUUACGGGAUAUGUUUUCCUUCAUAUCAGUGGCGAUUUACAUGGGUGUGGUGAAGUGCUCAUCCUAUACAGAUUACUGGCGGGGGGAUGAUCUGUACAGUUUACCAUUUCCGAAAAGAGUCAUGGCAGGACGGAAGUUCAGGAAAAUGACCUGGGCGCUCCAUCUCAAUAGUGCGGCAAUGGAUGCUGAGAAUGAGGGGAGAAGAGGCACUGCAGCCUUUGAUCGUCUCGGAAAAAUAAAGCCCCUAUAUGAUGACAUGAGGGAGGCCUGCAAGAGAAACUAUCAUCCUAACCAGGAGAUUGCCAUUGAUGAGAGGAUGGUUGCUUCAAAAGCGAGGAUUGGACUGAAACAGUACAUGAAGCGCAAGCCUGUGAAAUGGGGCUACAAGCUUUUUGUCUUGGCAGACUCCAAGGCUGGAUAUACCUGGGACUUCUUUGUCUAUCAGGGAAAGUCAACAGUUAACACAGGGAAAGGAAUCAGUUAUGAGUCGGUAAUGGAGCUGCUAAAGCCCCAGUUGCUGGGCACAGGCUACAAGCUCUUCGUGGACAACUUCUACACCAGUACCACACUCUUUCAAGACCUGCUAAAGAUGAAGGUCUGGGCAUGCGGCACCAUUCGGACAAAUCUGAUCGGGUUUCCCAGAACCACAGAGAACAGCCUGGAUUCCAAGUCUCCCCGUGGCAGUGUGAGAUGGAUCAGGAAGGACUCCCUCCUCUAUGUUCAGUGGAGAGACACUAGGGAUGUCUCCCUCUGCUCAACACUCCACCAAGCACACGCAGGGGAGACUAUCAAACGGCGAAUCCGGAGUGCAGAUGGGCAGUGGGAAGUGAAAGACAUCCCGGUUCCGCCAGUGGUCAAAGACUACAACCAGCACAUGGGUGGAGUGGACCUGUCGGAUGCCCUCAUAGGGUUCUACAAGGUCCUCCACAAAACCAGGAAGUGGUACAAAACAUUCUUUUUUCAUUUUCUGGACAUCGCCAUCGUGAAUGCCUUUCUCCUCCACAAGGAGCUCGCCAUUGCUAAAGGACAGGUGCCGAUGAACCAGAAGGCAUUUAGGGAGACCCUUUCACGGGACCUGGCAAGGAUGGGUUCUGCCCCCACAGACAAGCCGGUCCAAGGCCCUGCUCCUGCUCCUGCUCCUGCUCCUGCUCCUCACAGGGUGAUCUAUAUUAGUGGGAACAGCACUGCCGGCCGGCUGAAGUGCAGAAACUGCCACAAGAAGACACCCGUGAAGUGUGUCACCUGUGAUGUUCCGCUUUGCUUCCUGGCUGGACGGGAUUGCUACAAUGACUGGCAUGUUGCCAACAGUUUUUGGAAGUAGUUUCAUGUUGACAUUUGUAAAUAGGUUGUGUUUUAUUGUAAAUACUGUUUUGUUGUAGUUUAUUAGCAUGUUAUUAUUAUAUUUGAUGUUUUUACUAUUUGUCAUUGAUAAUUGUAAAUACUAUCUUGUUUGACUUAUAAAAACAAUUUAUAACAUCUA
Molecule: messenger RNA, 2174 nt
Organism: Acanthochromis polyacanthus (spiny chromis)
Lineage: Eukaryota; Metazoa; Chordata; Actinopteri; Pomacentridae
Product: piggyBac transposable element-derived protein 4-like
Exons: 3
Coding region: 6-2015 (669 amino acids)
Source: RefSeq, a predicted model, not a curated record